AUGUUCAAACGCGUCGAUAAGCGCAGGAAAAGGAAGGAAGAAGAGGAAGAGCUAGGGAUUGAUGAAGAGAUGAAGGAGGCUAUGGGGUUCAACGACACCGACUCGGACGAAUCUGCGUCUUCUGAAGAUGAGGACGAUGAUGGGUCCGAAAAUGGAAGCGAAGCUGUCGAAGGAGACGAAGAGGUUGGCGGCGAAGACGAUGAUGAAGGCAGCGAAGAGGACGAGGACGACGAAGGCAGCGAGGAAGAAGAUGCAUCUGAUGAGGAGCCCACGAUAUCUGUCGGCGAAGCGUUGCUGAAGCCUGUACGCGCAAUCUCCAAUGGCGAUCAUUCGACAUGUGUAUUCUGUCCUAGCGCAAUACUCAAGCAUGAGAUGAUGAUUCGCGUACAUCUAGACUCAAAAGCACAUAAACGGAGGAUAGAGAAGGCUAAUGACCUUGCUAUGUCUCUUUCACCCGACACAGACAUUCGUAUCUUGCUCAACCAGAUAAAUGCUCGCACUGUUGCUGCGUCAAAUCCGAAAGUCGCUGCCGCGGAGGAGGUUGAAGUGAAAGCUGCGGGAACGAAGGAAGGCGAGCAAGACCUGUCAAAGCGUGCAUUGAAACGCAUCAAGAAACAGCAGCAGAUCGCGGCUAAGCGGACGAUGGUGAAGGAAAUGAAGGCGAGGAAGGCGGCGAAAAAGCGCGAGGCGGAGGCCAAGGAGGACGGCAGUGACGAUGGUGCGGAUGAUGGCCAUGUUGAUGAAGCAAAGGCAAAGGAUGGUUCCAAGACUCAGGUUUCGAACGCGUUGAAGGGCAAGGCCAGGACGGAGAAGGGCGCUGAAUCCAAAAGUGGCGAGUCAAGGAAGCGCAAGCGGGAAACGGAGACGGAGAAUGCUCAAGAUACGUCCACGAAGGGGAGGAAGGCGAAGGUAAGAAAAGUUGAGAAGCACACUGCAGUCUCGGCGCUUGACCGCAAACCUUCGAGGGGAGAUGAGAAUACGUUAAAGGCCGCGAAAACGGAGGUCAAGCGAAAGGCCACAGGCAAGGCGAGAGACGCGGCUGAGACGCCAGCUGUGGCGCCAGCCUCGGCGGUACCCAACUCAGUACCCGAGGUGAAGAGGAGAAAGGCACCCGCGCAGGAGAGCAGCGAAAGCCCUGUGAAGGUGCAUAAGAAGGCGAAGGUAGAGGCUACUGGCAAGCCCGAGGUCAAAGCUGUGGCUAAGCGGCAUAGAGCGAAAGCAUAG
This is a messenger RNA of Peniophora sp. CBMAI 1063, 1224 nucleotides long. The record is from the annotation of a GenBank genome assembly. Lineage: Eukaryota; Fungi; Basidiomycota; Agaricomycetes; Russulales; Peniophoraceae.